AUGCGGCGAGAGCUAUUCUUGCGCAUUGUUAAAGUGUUGGCAGCGUGUUACCCGCGCUUCCAAAGUCGUUGGGACGCCGACGGCAAGCUCAGAUUGUUGCCGCUGCAUAAGUGCACGACUGUAAUUAGGCAGAUGGUCUACGAAGGAGCGACCGAUAUGUUCGAUGAGUAUCUUCACGUCGUCAACACGACUGGUCACGAGUGUCUGAAGAAGUACUGUAAAGGCGUGAUUCAGAUAUUCAGCCCCACCUAUUUGCGAAAGCAGAUGCAUAAGAUUGUAGGUCAUGCACGAGGUGGUGCACGACUUUUCGAGGAUGCUGAGAAACAUAGAUUAUACAUUGAAUUCGUCAUGGGAUUACCACCUCGUGUUGUUGCAUCACCCCAUCGAUACAACUACACCCCUUAUACUUUUCAACUAAAUAACUGA
This is a messenger RNA of Salvia splendens (bonfire salvia), 426 nucleotides long. RefSeq lists its product as uncharacterized. The record is from RefSeq and is a predicted model, not a curated record. The transcript is spliced from 2 exons. Bases 1 to 426 code for a protein of 141 amino acids. Lineage: Eukaryota; Viridiplantae; Streptophyta; Magnoliopsida; Lamiales; Lamiaceae.